Messenger RNA from Rubroshorea leprosula, 1503 nucleotides. The record is from the annotation of a GenBank genome assembly. NCBI's taxonomy places the organism in Eukaryota, Viridiplantae, Streptophyta, Magnoliopsida, Malvales, Dipterocarpaceae.
CUUCUGUUGCUGUACUACAUCACUGCGUUUAGUUCCCCUAGAACUUUCUCUUCCGUUGUUCAUCACGGUCCACAUUAUCCGCCUGCUUUUGGGUAUUACCUGUUCGGUGGUCGGGGAGAUAAAGAUCGGAUCUUUCGGUUAUUGCUUGCUGUUUAUCAUCCCAGGAAUCGGUAUUUGCUGCAUCUUGGGGCAGAUGCCUCCGAUGAGGAUAGGUACAGGCUUGUUGCGGCCGUGAAAUCUGUUCCGGCGAUUAGUAACUUCGGAAACGUGGACGUCGUUGGAAAGCCUGAUCGUUUUAGUUAUAUGGGGUCGUCACAUAUCGCAGGGACAUUGCGUGCUGCUUCAAUUUUGCUUAAACUCGAUUGCGGGUGGGAUUGGUUUAUUGCUUUGAGCGCCAAGGAUUAUCCGUUGAUCACACAAGACGAUUUGUCUCAUGUAUUCUCCACAGUUAAAAGAGACCUUAAUUUUAUUGAUCAUACUAGUGACCUUGGAUGGAAAGAAGGUCAGCGCAUCCAACCUAUUAUAGUCGACCCUGCAGUUUACCUAGCCAGGAGGACGCAAAUUUUUACAGCUACAGAGAAACGACCAACACCAGAUGCUUUCAAAGUAUUCACAGGUUCACCUUGGGUUGUCUUGAGCAGGUCCUUUCUGGAAUUUUGCCUUUUUGGGUGGGAUAACCUACCCCGGACCCUUCUCAUGUAUUUCAACAAUGCCAUUUUAGCAGAAGAAAGCUAUUUCCAUACGGUCAUUUGCAAUUCCCCAGAGUUUAAGAAUACAACUGUAAACAGUGACCUCAGAUUCAUGAUCUGGGACAAUCCUCCAAAGAUGGAACCCCACUUUCUCAACAUCACUGACUUUAAAGAAAUGGUUAAAAGUGGAGCUGCUUUUGCAAGACAGUUUGGACAAGAUGAUCCUGUGCUGGAUAUGAUUGAUGAGAAGAUCCUCAAGCGUGGGCAGAACAGAGCAACCCCAGGAACUUGGUGCACUGGCCGGAAGACCUGGUGGAUUGAUCCUUGCUCCCAGUGGGGUGAUGUAAAUGUCUUGAAGACUGGACCUCAAGCAAAGAGGUUUGAGGAGAGUAUCACAAACCUUCUCGAUGAUUUGAAUUCACAGUCCAACCAAUGCCAAUGAAGACAUGCUAACAUGAGAUGGAUAAUGUGAGACAUGGGUGCAUAUACGUUGCAUCUGAAUCCAAUGAAAGGAUCAAAAGACCGCUAUCAGACGAGAUAUUAUUCUUUGGUCUGUAUGCCUAUUUUUUGGGGUUGUUACCGCGGGGUUCCACAUUGUUUAUAUGACGUGCAGAAGCAAGUGAAUUCACUUGAGAUUUUUGGGACUAGGGGAUUUGGGGGGGGGAGGCUAUGAUUAACGUAGGGCCAUCCAGGAAGAUGUUCUGUCUCUUGUACUGCCUCCUGUAUUCUGUUGUCUGUUUUACACUUCUACUUUUCAUUUGGCACUUUGAUGUUGGAACAGAAAUUCUUUCAUAAAAAAAUCAUUGUAUUGAUU